UUUAUGUUACUUCAAUUAUUGAGAAGUGCUUUAUGUUAGUUGAGGCGUCGUCUUUAAUUUACCCUUGUUUGUUUCUGGAAUAAUUAGGGAAUACCGCUUGUUAAAGAAGAUUGGGAAUAAGCUGUGCUACAUGAACACAGAAUCUUCUCUACCAACAAAUAUUGAGGCUGCUCUAUUCUACGAUGACUUCUCUUGGAGGCAGAUCCCAGGAGGAGACCUUCACUGUUAGAAGAAAACCAACCCGUUUUUUCAAGAUAAUUCUUGAAUAUACUAUCCACCAGGGAAAACUUGGGAUUCCCAUAAAAUUUGUGGAAGAUUACGGAUAUUGUUUAACUAGUCCAGUAACCCUUCAAGAUCCCACAGGCACCUCAUGGAAAGUAGAGUUACUGAAAAAUGGGAAUGAGGUUUGGCUAGAAAAGGGUUGGCCAGAAUUUUCUGAGAAUCACACUCUGAAAUAUGGGCACUUGUUAGUUUUUGAAUAUAAGGGAGAUAGCCUUUUCCAUGUGUUCAUAUUUGAUAAGACCGCUGUAGAGAUUGAGUAUUCAGUUAAGCUAAAUUUUGAUGGAGAAUCACCACAGCCCAAGAAGCAAGAAAUUGAUGAUCACGAUAGCAUUUCAUGUCACAAUUUGGAUGAUCCAAUCAGGAAUGGCAACCAAUCCAGAGGAAAGCGGAAACAAUUCAUGGAUGAGACGGGUAGGAGUAGGCAGGCUGGAAGGCCUAAACGUUCAAAAAUUUGUGGAGCUCUUGAAGCUGUCAACAACUUCAUCUCUAGCUAUCCAUUCUUCAAGGUUUUAUUAAGGCGAAGUCUCAAUGUGGCCAUUCCCUUUCAUUUAAUCAGGAGGUAUAUGGCUUGUGAAUCACGGACUGUGAUGCUUAAGGUUGCUGACAAAUCAUGGCCUGUAAAGUUGAAUGUGUAUUCACAUAGGCGUACAGCUAAGUUAUGUGCUGGUUGGCUUGCAUUUGCAAGGGAAAAUUCUCUGGAAGUUGGAGAUGUUUGCAUCUUUGAAUUGAUUGAGAGGAAUAUGCUGAAUGCAUACAUAUUCAGAUGUGCUAGUUAAAUGGCUGAUUUUGAGUCUAAUUUUCUGCAACACUCUCCCCUUAAGUGCAACUACACUAUUGUUGCUUGAUAACUAAUUUGUAUUUUCUCUAAUACCAUGUUAAAUUUGAAGAAAGUAUUGAUCAAAUUACAAUUUAA
Molecule: messenger RNA, 1195 nt
Organism: Hevea brasiliensis (rubber tree)
Lineage: Eukaryota; Viridiplantae; Streptophyta; Magnoliopsida; Malpighiales; Euphorbiaceae
Product: B3 domain-containing protein At3g18960
Exons: 4
Coding region: 183-1058 (291 amino acids)
Molecular function (GO): DNA binding
Source: RefSeq, a predicted model, not a curated record